AUGUUUUUUGCUUUAUCAGCACUAGGUCUGUCCUUUGUUCGUCCAAUUCAAAGGCCCAUCCAUUUCCCUCCACCAUUCCUUCCAGAACUUGCACAGGAAGAAAAUAGCAGAUGGACUCAUUUCCGUGACCGCAUUCUUAAGCCUGUCAUAAUCCAAACUCUUCUCUCACAAGAAGAAGAAAAGAAUGGACCAUUCAGACCAAUUCCAAUCCACCCACCACCAUAUUUCCAGGAAGAAAACUUCCGCAUCAGACUUCCAAAGAUUCCAAAGAUUCCAGGAAUCCCAAUAAAUCCAAGAAUUCUACUUCCAAUUCCAAUUAAACCAAUUCUCCCACUAGUACACCAAGAAGAAAACUUCCACUGCAGAAUUCCAAGACCAAAGUUCCCAAGAAUCCCAAUCCCAAUUAAGCCAAAGAUUCCAUUCCCAAUCCCAAUCAAGCCAACAAUCCCACUUCCACUUCCAAUUAAGCCAAUCCUCCCACUUGUACACCAAGAAGAAAACAGCCGCUGGACACACAUCCGCGACAGAUAUCUUAAACCAAUCCUCAUUUCUACACUCACAAAUGAAGAUGAUAACAGCAGAUGGACAGAUAUCCGCGACGGUGUUAUUAAGCCAAUCAUCAUUGACAUCCUCAAGCAAGAAGAUGAUGAGAACUCCAAAUGGACAAAAAUCCGCGAUCGUGUUUUAAAGCCAAUCAUCAUCGGCGCUCUCCAGAAUGGUGAAGAAGAUGAUAACAGCAAGUGGACAAAAAUCCGUGAUCGUGUUAUCAAGCCAAUUAUCAUCGACAUCCUCAGAAAUGGCGAAGACGUUAACAGCAAAUGGACAGAAAUCCGCGAUAAGAUCAUUGUUCCAACAAUUAUUGAUGCCAUCUCAAAGUAA
Trichomonas vaginalis G3 is the source of this 879-nucleotide messenger RNA. RefSeq lists its product as uncharacterized. The transcript has a single exon. The record is from RefSeq and is a predicted model, not a curated record. Bases 1 to 879 code for a protein of 292 amino acids. NCBI's taxonomy places the organism in Eukaryota, Parabasalia, Trichomonadida, Trichomonadidae.